UUGCUGUUGGAAGUGAUGAACGAUGUGAAUUCACGUUCAGCGGACGGUAGUACAGCACUGCAUUUUGCAUGUGAGUAUGGGCGAAUAGCCCGGGCAAAAGCACUGAUUGCUAAAGGUAUCCCAGUGGAUGCAGCAACAUCAACACACGGUGUUACCGCCCUCCACAUGGCCUCCCGACAUGGCCAUGAUCUUAUCGUCAAGCAUCUUCUUGUUGCCGGAGCUCAGUGCAAUCUAAAAACGAAAUCUGGACAUACGCCGUUGCAUCUUGCUGCUCUACAUGGUUAUGUGAAUGUUGUACGCACGCUGUGUAACAAUGGAGCGGAUGUCAAUGAAGUGGACAAUAUUGGACGUACCGCACUGCAUGCUGCUAUACAGUCUGCAAGUUCCAAUAGUGAAUUUGUAAUCGACUAUCUGCUGAGCGCUGCUUCGACAAGUGUGCUAAAGGUGGACGUGAAAGGACGUUCAGCGUUGCAUUAUGCGGCGCGAAGCGGAUUCUUCCAUGCUCUGCAGAAACUGCUUGGUGCCGGACUGCAGCCCACCGAUCAGGAUCAUCGGGGUUGUACACCGCUUCAUUAUGCAGCUCAAGCGCCAUCCGAUCUCGCAUUAAUUAGUACCAAAGUGUUGCUGCGUGCCGAUGAUACAGUUGCGCAGAUACGUGAUUUGGUCGGUUUUUUGCCGAUACAUUAUGCGGUAAAAGCUGGUAAUCUGGACACUGCUCAAAUUCUGGCCGAUGCGAUGACCGAUAGAACAGCACCAUCUUCGGGGAUCCCGUACAACUUGAACGUCUAUCAUAUUGCUGCUCGUCACAACCAUGCUCAGUUGUUGCAGAAGUUAUUAGCAACCUAUCACAUGUAUUCGAUGUUGCUCGAUAAGGAAGAAGCAGCAAAGAUCAGUGGUACAAUUGGUCUUGAAUUGGAUGCAUAUGAACGACUGCCUAUCCAUUAUGCAAUGUCAUACGGUUGGUGUUACAGUAUUUCUGUGGUAAAUUUGCCUACAGUACCCCAUACAGUACUCCAUGCCUCAUUUCGCACCGAUUCUGCCAUCUGUGUUUGCAGUUCAGGGGUGAAACACAGAUAG
Gongylonema pulchrum is the source of this 1077-nucleotide messenger RNA. The record is from the annotation of a GenBank genome assembly. Lineage: Eukaryota; Metazoa; Nematoda; Chromadorea; Rhabditida; Gongylonematidae.